AUUGGAAUUGCUUUAGAUACUCUCUCGCUCCCUCUCCCACUCUCUUUUUCCCCCUCUCUUUCUAGGGUUUUACAAAAAAAAAAACUGGAAAGCAAAUCUUCGUCUCAUAAUCUCAUCUCAGCUUACCAGGUUUCUUCAAAUUACUAGAAACUGGUAUCCACUACCCAGGUUGCACAAGAUGGCUGAUAUGCCAAGGCAAGAUGACUUGACCAAUGAGGAGGAAGUUCUGAAUUCUGUCUUACCAUCCAAAAGGUCAGCUGACAAAGCUUCCCCGGAUUGUGUAAAGAAACAGAAGGCAUUGGACAAGGAGGCCCACUGUAAUGCUGUACAUGAACAGGGUGAUGCGUUCUCUGAAAAGUUGUGUCCGCCAGUCGUACCAGAAGACGAGAUUCAAUCCCAAAUUGGAACUCACGAUCCACCCCCUGCAGAAUCUCUUCUGUCAUGUGAUUACUGGGAUUCGGAAUUGAAUUGUCAAAAUAAAGAUGCAGAAUGGCUUGUUACUGUUCAGAAUUUCACCUUUGAUCCAGUCAUACUGAGGAGAGAAUUGGCCAGAAUGGUUAUACUACAUGAGUACCCUCUGUCUGUGGUUGAUCACAUAGGGUUUAGGGACUUCUUGCACAAACUUAAUCCGUUAUUUGGAAUGGUUUCUCAAAACACUGUCGAGAACGACAUAAUGAAAAUCUUCAAAUUCGAGAGGUGCAUAGCUUACACUGUAUUGCAUGAAAGUUCUUCAGGUAGGGUUGCUAUUACAACGAAAGUGUGGACUUCUAGUGAUGGAAAUCGGAAAUUCUUGGCCAUCACAGGACAUGUAAUUGAUGAAGACUGGAAAAGACAAUCUUUUAUCAUGAGGUUUGCGAACGUGCCUCUACCUUGUACAAAUAAGUCAAUUAGUAAGGUCAUUCUAGAUUGUUUCUCAUACUUCGAAAUUUACAAAAAGCUCUCAACGAUAACAGUUGAUAGUUACACUUCUGAUGAUGGGCUUAUUGACUGUCUAGUGGAUAACAAGCUUCCGGGGAAUGAACUCCUUUACAAAGAAAAAUUAUUCCGGUUGCCAUGUUUUGCUCAUACGUUGAGUAUGAUGGUGGAAGAUGGAUUUGACAUGGUUAGGCAUAUAAUUGAAAAAAUUCAAGAUAGUAUCAUGUUUUGGACAUCAUCACCUGAAAGAGAACUGACAUUUGAGAAAGCCGCUUCUAAGUUGGGUGUAAGCACUACAACAAAGUUGGUGCUUGAUUAUGGGUUGAAUUGGAGUUCAACAUUCUUGAUGCUGCAAGAUUCAUUUAUUUUCAAGGAUGUUUUUUCUCUCUUGGGACAGCAGGAAUCUCAAUACGAUUCUUUGCUUACCACGGAGGAAUGGGAUUUAGCCCAGGAAGUGUGCAACAGAUUGCAAUUUCUGUAUGAUGAGAUGAAGACUUUGGCAAACUGUCCUGCUGCUUGCAUGUAUCUAAUGCACUUGUGUAUUAUGAAACUGACUUUAACUGACUGGCUCAAAUGUGAGGUUCCAGGGAUUAAAGAGAUGGCCUCAAAGAUGAUAGAGAAGUUCGAUAAGUACUGGUUUGCAGCACGUGAUAUGCUAGGAGUAGCAGCUAUAUUUCACCCUAAAUAUCGUUUUUUCCCCCUGAAGUAUUUUUUUCCAAUAAUUUACGGAGAUGAAGGUGAAAGUGAGGUUGAAAGGAUUCGCCAGAUUUUCUACCGUAUAUUUAAUGAAUACAAGAAUUCUCUUCCCAUUGAUGAACCGAGUGAUGAGGAAUUACGGUCACGUCUGUCUCAUACAGAUUACAUGUUCAUGAUUUAUAUGAGAGAACAGAAGAAGAAAGAACCUGAACCAUGCGAGGUGGACUUGUACUUAAAAGCGUACUUCGAUCAAGAAGCAGAAGAUUUUGAUAUCUUGUCUUGGUGGGGUGGAAAGAAACAAUAUCCUGCCUUGCAAAAGAUGGCAAAAGAUAUCCUAGCUAUUCCAAUAUUGUCAGUUGAUGUAGAGAAUGCAUUUGAUAUUGGUGAUAAGAUUUUGGGUGCAAAUCGGUGCAGACUUCGUCCAACAAUGGUUGAGGCACUGAUGUGUACUCAGAGUUGGAUUAGAAGACGCAAACGCUUGGAUUCAAAAGUUUCAUCUUCUGCUGUGAAUUUGCAUUCUUUCGGUACAAUCUUUGAUGAUGCUUAUGCUGAGAAGGGAAUAAUAAUUAAGGAAAACACUGCAGGGUCAGGUGUGGAAUUUGAAUGUGGUGUAUGGUCUAAAUGAAGCUGCUGCAGAAUUGGUCACUGUUAACUUUCGGAAAUCUUGUUCAAAGGUUAAUCUGUUUGUACAUGUAUGUUUAACUUAUGGAAUUUUGUUUGUAGAAGCUCAUUGCAAACUGGUGAUGUAGUAGGCUUCACACAACAAUAGUGGAGACACUUAUGAGUUAUGAUGUAAUGAGGUGUAUGUUUAACUUAUGUGUUUCUAGAGAGGGGCUCGAAUAAAGGUAUUUCAAUUACAUUCCCUAA
This is a messenger RNA of Spinacia oleracea (spinach), 2478 nucleotides long. RefSeq names its product zinc finger BED domain-containing protein RICESLEEPER 2. The transcript is spliced from 6 exons. Gene Ontology annotation, molecular function: protein dimerization activity; DNA binding. The coding region runs from base 179 to 2236 and encodes 685 amino acids. Lineage: Eukaryota; Viridiplantae; Streptophyta; Magnoliopsida; Caryophyllales; Amaranthaceae. The record is from RefSeq and is a predicted model, not a curated record.